Messenger RNA from Marasmius oreades (fairy-ring Marasmius), 480 nucleotides. RefSeq lists its product as uncharacterized. Gene Ontology annotation, biological process: pyruvate decarboxylation to acetyl-CoA. The coding region runs from base 1 to 480 and encodes 159 amino acids. The transcript is spliced from 4 exons. The record is from RefSeq and is a predicted model, not a curated record. Gene Ontology annotation, molecular function: dihydrolipoyllysine-residue acetyltransferase activity. Gene Ontology annotation, cellular component: pyruvate dehydrogenase complex. NCBI's taxonomy places the organism in Eukaryota, Fungi, Basidiomycota, Agaricomycetes, Agaricales, Marasmiaceae.
AUGCUACUCGAAUUUUCCAUGCGGCCCCUUCCCUUCAUCGUUCGCAGCGCCAGAAAUACAAACGUCCGGAGACGAUCUAUACACAAAUGUCGUCCAGCCAGAUUUAUGAUAUUGAUGCCUGCUAUAUUUCCACUCAUUAGUCGGAAAGCGGUCACUCGAUGGAAGAAAAAGGAGGGUGAACCAUUCUCGGCAGGCGAUGUUCUUUUGCAGAUUGAAUCGGAUCUCACCUCACUGGACGUAUGUGCAGAGUUUCCUGGGGUGUUGGGAAAGAUCUUGACUCCGGAUGGGAGUACUGAUGUCCCCGUGGAACAGGUUAUCGCACUCGUCGCAAAAGACCAAGAAGACUUUGCAAACAAUCAGUUCAUUCAGCUGACGUCAACGCCGUCAACCAAACCACCGUCCUCGAAUGUUACAUCCACCUCAGCUUCCAAUGUGUCAGAACCUAGCUUUCGGUUCCGUACCCACCUGCGUUCUCGGUAA